AUGUCCCUCGACAGUUUACGGGAAACCUUACGCCAGGAGAAGACAAAUGAAGCCGCACUCACAUCCUCGACAUUGGAGCGACAUCUCCGCGCGCUCUGGAAGGUCACGGGCUGCUGCAAUGCCGUUCUGAACGGGCACCAGCCCCAGGCAGACGACUUUGUCUACGGCGACCCGGACGAGGACGAACGUCGUUUUCUAGAUGAAAAUGACAUUACAAAUCGCGUCUACAGAGGUCGACGCUUCAACGACGCAACACUACCCAUUCCAGUGGCUGUCACCGACAACCAGCCUCCGCUUCCGGCUACACUGCCGUUCCAAACCCCUACCAACUCUACAUUCACCAAGCCGUCACAUGCUCCCAUCGUCGGUACCCCGACCCUCGAGGAUCAACUUCGCGCCGCGUCGGCCUCACCAUCUGUCGCGACCCAGGCUUUGCCCUCUGCCGACGCAUCUUUGCAAAGCGACACCAUCAACGUUGUCCCUGGCGCCAAAGCCUCGUCCCACCCUGCCUCGCCUGCACUGGUCGGAAAAGUCGUAAGCGAGUCACAGCCUGGAGAAGCCCCGACCGUUCAACAAGUAGCGAAUUCCGAAGACUCUGCCAUCCACGCUCCUACCGCUGAUCCCAAGCAUGUCGCACCGCCAACUACUGAGGACUUGGAUGCUGCAGCGUUUCCUGACGCAUCCGUUGCCGCGCCUGCAGCAGACAAUAAGCCAAAGCCCCCGCAGGUAGUGCACUUGCCACGGCAAGAAGUCCAAGAAGCUAGAUUAGAGGAGACAGAGCAGAAGUUGGAGAGGGCUGCAGAGAAGGAACGGAGAGAAGACGAGCGCGAACGCCUCACGAUCCCACCCACAAAUGUGCCUGUCGAUGUAUCCUCCCCGUCUUCAACCGUCGGGCCCUACUCUCAAGCGACUCCACAUGCACAGCAUCAUUCUCCCGACACAAGCCCUGAUGCGGAAUCCUACAAGGACCGUAGUCUUGUUCCAUUACCCGGCGAUGAUGUUCUCGAUCCUGCUGCACAGCAGGUCAAGGACGACCACGAACGUGCUCUACAGAAGCGAAUGGACGAAGCAAGAGAGAAUGCGCGAGCACGAGAAGAAGAUUCGCCAACACCCGAUAUCGAAAAGCAGAUUGAAAACGAGCAGGCAAUACGACUGGCUCGUGAUGGAAAGGGCCAUCUUAGUGAAUUGCAGCCUAGCGGAGAUGCCCAUACUUUGACAGAAGACUUGGACUAUGGCACGCGUACGGAAGUCCCCGAAGUUGAGGAAGUGGCUGGGUCUAGGACCCAUCACGACGUUGCGGUUGAUUCAUUACCAACACCAACUACGGUCGCUGCGGAACCGCCGAACAUGGAUCACGACAAGCCCGAACACACAGUCAGCCAAACACAGGCCGCCGCCGAUCAUCCGACGCCUCCUGCUGAUGUCGAUGUUGAGAUGCAUGAUGCACCCACAAAGAAUACGCAGCCAUCAACUUCACCUCAACCUUCAAUACCCCGUCUUGAGCGAAUGACGACCCGUGUCUCUUCUGGAGCAAUUCGCCAAAAAUCGGUUUCCGAAAUCAUCGCAGAAAAGGCGGCCCCCAAUGCCAUUCUGACUCCCCGCUCGAGCAACUUGUCAGAAUCUACGAGCCCUCCCCGACAAAAAGCCGCACGCCGUAAAUCAAGGGAAAUUUCUACGGUUGUUUUUGCAAAAAAGACACCAACACGGGCUUCGAAAGCGUUACAAUCAUACAAUGAAGACUACGCAUCACUCCAAGGAGCUUCAGAAGAUUCGAGUCGGGAUUAUCUUGAGGGACUUUUCAAGUAUCAGGCCCAUCAUCCACCACGGUCUGUGCCUUUGCAGGAACUUGUCGCAUCUGCAAGAAAGACGGUAUCAACUGCGGGGACACUCGCUAUGAUUCGUGAGCAUCAAGACUACAAGAUCCUCAAGCGUGUAUAUCAGUUGCAGAACGCGAACCGAUGGUCGUUGCGGCAACUCCAAAAGGCCGCGGAACCUGAACGUCCCUUCACGCAUCAGGAUCAGCUACUGCUUGAUAUGAAAUGGAUGCAGACAGAUUUCAAGGAAGAGCGGAAGUGGAAGAAGGCCCUCGCUGCCACAUUUGCAGAAUGGUGUGCCGAGUACGUGAGCUGUUCCCCUGAAGAGCGAGCAACCUUGCGAGUCAGUGCACGUAUCCCGAAGACGGCAAGGCGCGCUAGCCAUGAUGAGGACAUGAACGAUGCUCCUACCCCCGAUCUUGUUCAUUCUAGCACGCAUGAGACGGAGAGUGAGUCAUAUGGUGAUGACGACGAUGUCCUUACCCCCGUCAAUGCCAAUCCUCCUGCGGGCCUAUUUUCUUUGGGCUUCAACGAUGUUGUCCUGAAGAUAGACCGCACUCCCGCCAGCGAUACUAUGUUUCGAGAACUGCCGCUCUACGACCCCAUGUUCGAGGGCUCCAGCGACACUAAUCCCUUCUCGCUCUCAGAACCACCUAUUCUUCCAGUCUCCAAAUUCGUUACUGGAAAGCUUGUUUCGCAAAUUCGAGGGCCGCCCAAGAAGCGGAGUAGGUUCGAUUAUGACUCGGAAGACGAGCCAUCUUCGCCCCCUAGUCGAGCCGGAACAUCCGCCGAGCAUUCGAUGCCAUCUACUCCAGGCCGCAGACUGUUCUGCCGUAACGACUUGCCACCAGAGAUGACUAGCGUUGCUCUGUUCAAUGCCGAGAACAAACACGUGAGGGACCGACUACAAGCUGCUCACCAAUUCAGACCACCAACAGAGUUCAACAUGCCCUCAGUUGCUUUCUUUGAAAACCGGACCCCUUCUCAAUGGUUGUGGGAGGAAGACCAAAAACUCCGAGCACUUGUCAAGGAGUAUACGUUCAAUUGGUCUCUGGUCUCACAACAACUCUCAUUGCCUUCGAUAUUUGUGUCCGGAUCGGGCCGACGAACACCGUGGGAAUGCUUUGAGCGCUGGGUACAACUGGAAGGUCUGCCAGCUGAGAUGUCGAAAACAAACUACUUCCGUACUUACCAAGGUCGACUCGAGACAGCCAACAAGACAGUGUUCGCCCAAUAUCAGGCUCAGCAACAGCAGCAACAGCAGCAGGGACAAACGCCAGGUCAACCGCGAAGAAGACCUACAACUACACCGAUACGAGUGGAGAGGAGGAGGGAGAACCGACAUCUUGCCAUUAUUGAUGGGAUGCGGAAACUGGCUAGAAAGCGCGAAUCUGCCGCACACAAGCAAGCCGAGUCGCAGAAGGCGGCUGCGCUACGUAAAGCGCAUGAGCCUGCGCCACCGAAGAGCAACGUUCACACGCCGCAAGAGUUCAGUAGGCUCAAGUGGGAACGCGAAGAGAAAAUGAAGCAAAGGGCAAUGGCGCAGGAGAUGAUCGCUAGGCAGCAAAUGUUGGCACAGCGGCAGCAAACUCAAAUGCAAGCGCAACCAGGAAUGCCGAAUGGUAUUAACCAGAUGCAACGCAACGGGACACCCGGUAACAAUAUUCCUCCGCAGAUGGCUAAUGCAUCCUUGCCGCAGGGUCAGAACGGCCCCGCAAUGGCAGCGCGGGCGCACCAAUCCCAACAAGGAAUGCAAGCCAAUUUCGCCAACGGCAGCAUGUCAGGCAUGCCUAUGGGUACACCAGGCGUUCCACAAGCACAGAUGCAGGGCAACAUGCAGAAUGCACGUAUGGGUCCGCCGGAUCAGAUGCGCAUGGCUAUGCAAAGGGGCCAGUUCAACGCUAGCCAGCAACAUCAAUUCCAGCUGCAACAGCAACAGAUCAACAUGGCCAGUAGCCUCACUCAGGGUAUGGGCAUGAACGGUAUUCCUAAUGCAAACAUGAUGGCAUCCAUGCCUAACCAGAACUUGAACGGAGCCAUGAAUGGAAACUUAAAUAAUGCUAUGAAUGGGAUGUCAACCACCGCAGGAUCUCCACGGAUAAGCCAAGGCAAUGGGAACAUGCAAACACCUUCUCGGCCGUUGUCCAGUGGGCACAUGCCUCAGCUCUUGCAGUUCCAGAACCAAUUAAAGGUACAGCAUCCGGAUUGGACCCAAGAACAAGUUUCCAAACAGGCCUCCGACCACCUCUCCCGAUACCUGGCUAAGCAACGUUCACAGGCAAUGAAUGCAGCAGCAGGAUCUUCUGGAAUUUCUCCCAGCCCGCAGAUGGCAAACAACCAAUAUUUUCAGCAGAAUGGUGGGCUAGCCAAUACUGCUCAGCCGAGUGCAGUACAGAACUACCAACAGCAACUCGUUCAGCAACAGCGGCUGAUGGCUAGACAGCAAGGCGGAAGCCCGGGACUAAAUGCUCGCCCACCGAGCCGGAGCGCUACGCCUCAAAACCCACAAAUGCAACAGAGUCCGGGCAUGCAGCAAGCGCAGAUCAACCGGUCUUAGGUACCCCGAUUGGCAAUUGGGAACCUCUGCGAGGCCGACCCAUGAUCCUUGGCCUGUAUAUACUUUUAAUGUUCCUCUUUUAGCGUUGUUUCUUCUUGCGAGCGUGUGUGCAGAAAACGUUGUUUGUUGUAGUUGCGGUCGGCCGCCCUCAUGAGAGAGGGUUGGUGUUGGUGUGGCGCUGGUAUGAUGGAUGAAUCCGGGCCGUCGGUUUGGGAGCAGAAACAAGGUGUUCUUGUUUGUAUCGGCUGCACGAUAACAAUGGCUGACAACAAGACAAAAAGCUUGCCUGGGGUGAUUUGUGCUAGAGUAUCAAGUAAGAACUCGAUCAAAGCCGUCGAGGAAUGAAAUAUUCGUACCGUCAUG
This is a messenger RNA of Pyrenophora tritici-repentis Pt-1C-BFP, 4734 nucleotides long. NCBI's taxonomy places the organism in Eukaryota, Fungi, Ascomycota, Dothideomycetes, Pleosporales, Pleosporaceae. The record is from RefSeq and is a predicted model, not a curated record.